Carassius carassius (crucian carp) is the source of this 984-nucleotide messenger RNA. Its product is annotated as fibroblast growth factor receptor substrate 2-like. Gene Ontology annotation, biological process: cell surface receptor protein tyrosine kinase signaling pathway. NCBI's taxonomy places the organism in Eukaryota, Metazoa, Chordata, Actinopteri, Cypriniformes, Cyprinidae. The record is from RefSeq and is a predicted model, not a curated record. Bases 1 to 984 code for a protein of 327 amino acids. The transcript is spliced from 5 exons. Gene Ontology annotation, cellular component: cell-cell junction; cytoplasm.
AUGGGUAGCUGCUGUAGCUGUCCCAAUAAAGAGAUCAUCCCUGACAACCAACACAACAAGUUCAAGGUGAUAAACGUGGAUGAUGACGGUAAUGAGCUGGGCUCGGGUGUGAUGGAGUUAACAGAGGAAGAGCUAAUUCUGCACACACACAAACGAGACACAGUGAGGUGGUCUUACCUUUGCCUGCGGCGAUAUGGCUACGACUCCAACCUCUUCUCCUUCGAGAGCGGCCGGCGCUGCCAAACCGGGCAAGGGAUAUUUGCGUUCAAGUGUGCGCGGGCCGAGGAGAUCUUUAACAUGCUGCAGGACAUCAUGCACAACAACAGCAUCAGUGUGGUGGAGGAGCCGGUGCUGGAGCCUGAGCUUCCAAACACACCUGCAGCUCCCGGUUACUCCGUCCCGAUGGUAGCCAAUGGGAUCGGCCGUUUCCCAUCAUUCUGCGACGCCUCCUCGCGGCCGUCCAGCCGCCAUCCUUCAUUGGGCAGCACUAGGUUACCGUCGUUAGGGGAGGAGUCCACACACACACUGUUGCUCAAUGAUGAAACGGUACGCAUCGCACAUACAGUAACUCUGUACAAUAAAUAUUUACAUAAAUUAACAACAACUAACAACUACGAGAACCUGCCGGCGCUGCCGCCCGUCUGGGAGACACUCAAAUCACCGUCUCUAAACGGCUUCCUCUUCUUCGAUCACAACUGCGUGAACACGGAGAGCCUCCACAACACUCAGCACACCGUAUUCAACUUUGACCUCCACAGGUUCGGAGCGGGUUGCCAGCUCGACUACAUCGAGGUGGAGAUGGACAAAGUGUCGGACUCCAGCGGGCCGCACACCCCGAAAACCCCCACCACGCGCCGGACAGAGCUGUACGCCAUCAUCGACAUCCAGCGCACCGCUGCCAUGUCCAUCCUGCAGAAAGCACAGCCGUGGGACGACGGGACAUCACGGAAAACACAACACAACAGCACCGAGCUGCCCAUGUGA